CUACGCCCUGAAGAGAAGCUGGCAGCAGUCUGCCAGUCUAAAGUUCUACUUCAGAAUUAGAUCUUUGUUUCCAUGGGCUGUGAUGUGAGACACAUGGUGAGACAUGGAUCACAUUUUGAAAUCUGAAAUCCUUGUUGUUGUACUAGAAAAGCCCGAAGGUGUUUCUACUGGGGAAUUUGCUGGACUUUUCCAUCAGAUUCAUGGGUAUCAAUUUAAACUUUCUAACUAUGGCUAUAAAUCCUUAAAAACUCUGCUGGAUGAUGUAAAGGAUUUAUUUCAAGUGAUAGACGCAUCCAGUGAGUGUUUGAUAAAAUGUAUCUCACCUUCUGAACACAAGAUCAUAUUCAUCAGUGGCAACAGCACCCCUCAGGAAAAUAAAUCUCAGAAGUCUUCCAACCUUUCUUCUGCAAACACACCAGUUCUCCCUGUGACCAGCGAAACAGAGAACAACAAAGUUCCUCCACCAGUAUCGGUGGCAGAUAAGCUUGUGUGUUCUUCACCAACCACUGGAGAUAAGCGUAGCCAUAAAAAACCUUUAGAAGUUCUUGACGAAAAAGGAACAACACAUACCGAGGCUGUUGAUCAGGUGAAUGAAAACAAAUGUUCUGCAGAAAAUCAAAAGAAGAGUAAUUCUGAAAAAUCUAAAUUACAGACUAUAAAAUCCUGUGAUAAAAAUGAUAUAAUGCCAUCAAGAAACACAUGCAGUGUCACAAAUAUUCCAAAUGUUAUGAAAAUCAUUCCUGCGAUUCUGGAGAAAUAUGUAACUGGUCUAAAAUGUACAACUUUAAAAAAGCUCUUUAAAAAAGAAUAUAAAAUGGAUUUAGAAACCUGUAGCCAGAGUCAUGGUUAUGGAAAUGUGAGGAGUAUGUUGGAGAAAAUACCAGAUAUUAAAUUAAAAGGUGGCUCACAAGGAGGUAUGGUGUGCAUUUUGAAGAAGUUUGCACAUAAAAAUAAACAAACUAAAAAAACGAUCACUAUGAGCCAAAUCAACAAUUCCAAUGGCAAGCUUAAUUCUUUGACGAAUUGCGUUAAGACUGCAGAAGUCACCAUAUCUGCAAGAAGCCAGGGACAAGGAUCAAAAACAAACUCCACAAGUGGGCAAGCCACAAUAAUUGAAUCUCCAGCAAUCCCUGAAACCAACACACUCCCCUCAAAACCAAGUCAAAUACAACGUAGCACAGUAGAAAAGACGCCUGAAAAAAUGGCAGGCAAUUUGCAGCAUGCAUCAAUGAACCGUUCUAAGGGCAUUGAACAAAAACCUCAAAGUAUACAAGAUAGUUUAAAUGCAGCACAAAUUUGCAACUCAAACCUCCACAAGUACGCAUCAUAUGCACAAGCCUGUGUAGGAAUACAAAAACCACAAAAAGGAACCCCGUGCAACACCAGACAAGAAACCAACCUUGUGUGCAAUACAAAACCAACAUUGCCAAUGGCACAUCAUAACCGGACCAAUCCUGCCUGUCGCACAACUGAACCUCAGGAUGGACUGGUAAAUCCAGCAGUAAAAGAAAACAUAAAGGAUAUUUUGCAAGUUCAUGCAAAUGGAAUAUCGAUUUUUAAUUUGCAAAAAUGCUACCUUUUUAAGUUUGGAGAGCCAAUUUGUUCCAAUGGCUUUUCUACAGUGAAACAGCUCUUGAUGGAGAUGAAGGAUGUGGUCGUAAUUCGAGGUCUAGGAGUACAAAUGUUAUUAUUUCCAAUUUCCGCCACCACAAACACAGAGUAAGGAAAAAGGAGAAGAUAAGAAAAAAGUGGAUAAUGGGGGUAGCUAAUUUCCAAAAUAAAAAAUAAAGAAGAGUACAAAGUGGAAGGAGACGUUAAAGGAACAUUCUAGCUUCCCAUACA
Messenger RNA from Spea bombifrons (plains spadefoot toad), 1842 nucleotides. RefSeq lists its product as uncharacterized. Lineage: Eukaryota; Metazoa; Chordata; Amphibia; Anura; Pelobatidae. The record is from RefSeq and is a predicted model, not a curated record. The transcript is spliced from 4 exons. Bases 104 to 1723 code for a protein of 539 amino acids.